Molecule: messenger RNA, 1530 nt
Organism: Oncorhynchus keta (chum salmon)
Lineage: Eukaryota; Metazoa; Chordata; Actinopteri; Salmoniformes; Salmonidae
Exons: 2
Coding region: 54-1043 (329 amino acids)
Source: RefSeq, a predicted model, not a curated record
GUAAUGCUGAAAUCAGUUUAGAUAACCCCGUGUUGGUGUUUCUUUCAGGGUGGAUGUCAACGGUAACCAAACUCAACACCCGUGGCGGUCCAGAGUCAGAGAGUCAGAACAUCUAUCAGUGCGUUGCAGAUGUACUUGGCGACCAGUACCACUAUGCGAAUGCCAUUGACAGCUCUCUAAUCUGGACUGUUGGGUACACCCCCUACAUUCCCCCAGCUCUGAAAGGAAGAAGCUUCCCCUCUGUCGAGAACUUCUUCCUGGAUGAGUGGGAGCCACUGACAGUCCUGCAGACUCCUCAGGUUCUGUCCACCAGUGUUUCCAUCGAGGAAGACAACCUGAUCCAGUCUGCUGCAGGCCUAGUGUCUCAGGUUCUGUCCACCAGUGUUGCCAUCGUGGAGAAUGACCUGAUCCAGUCUGCUGCAGGUCUAGUGUCUCAGGUUCUGUCCACCAGUGUUGCCAUCGUGGAGAAUGACCUGAUCCAGUCUGCUGCAGGUCUAGUGUCUCAGGUUCUGUCCACCAGUGUUGCCAUCGUGGAGAGUGACCUGAUCCAGUCUGCUGCAGGCCUAGUGUCUCAGGUUCUGUCCACCAGUGUUGCCAUUGUGGAAAAUGACCUGAUCCAGUCUGCUGCAGGCCUAUUGUCUCAGGUUCUGUCCAGCAGUGACACUAGAGUGAAGGAUCGUAUUGAUUCCACACUGAGAGACUCCAACCAACCUGAGGUCCAUGUGGCUGAUGUCUCAACCGAGAGAAGUAGACUAGUCAUCACUAUUUCUAUGUUUUCAAUCGAGAGUAGCAAUGCUUCGGUCCCUGAAGUUGAUGCUAUUGCUACCAGCCUGGAGCACUGGGCUGAGGAAAUGUCUACCUCUACCACUGAUGGCCACAUUGUUUCAUCCACUGCUGUUGCCAAUCAGAAGAAAACAAGGAGUGAAUUCGUCUCAUCUCUACGGAGACUGUUCACGAGAAAGAACAGGAUGCCUGCUAAAGUGGCUUCCAAGAAGGAGCACAUUCACUUGGUUGACCACCUCAAUGCUGAAGUCACCCACUGAGGACACUCACUCACUGCUGAAAGCAUCCAGAAUGAUGCUUGUGUUUCUCCUCAACGCCACCUACACCCCUGCCCCUCUCCCCCACACCAAACCCUACCAGGGUUGGGAUGAAUUCCAGAUCAAUUCAGUCAAUUCAGGAAGUAAACUGAAAUUCCAAUUCCAAUUGUUUCUCAUAGGAGGCAUUGAGGUAAAUUUGAAUUGCUAUUGGAAUUUCAGUUCACUUACUGAAUUGACUGAAUUGAAAAUUAAUUGACCCCAAACCUGAUCCCUAAGCCCCCACCCCAUCCAUUUCUAUCUUCAGUAAAUGUUGUAGAAUUUUAUUUGAAUGUGUUUUGUAUCUUCAUUAAAACCACAAUGCAUCUCUAACGAGAGUCACUCAUGUUACACGUCUAGAUUUAUCAUUAAAUAUUAACGCAACAUGUAAAGUAUUGGUCCCAUGUUUCAUGAGCUGAAAUAAAAUCCCAUAAGUGUUCCGUAUGCACAAAAA